Neospora caninum is the source of this 597-nucleotide messenger RNA. RefSeq lists its product as uncharacterized. The transcript has a single exon. NCBI's taxonomy places the organism in Eukaryota, Apicomplexa, Conoidasida, Eucoccidiorida, Sarcocystidae. The record is from RefSeq and is a predicted model, not a curated record. The coding region runs from base 1 to 597 and encodes 198 amino acids.
AUGGCUUUGUCUACGAUGAACAAGCCCGGGCCGUUUAGACGGUUGUUGGGUUAUGGUCUGCUGCUUGGCGCCGUUGUGCUCGAAGCGGCAUUUGACCUCAGCGCUCCUGCGGAGGCUGUGGCGCUCCGAAGACUAGACCAAAAGGAAACUGUCCAGGCUUUAGUGGAACAGCACAGGUUUUCUAACGAUUACGAUCAGGAGGCCGAGUACAGAAGGCGCCGCCAGGAACUGGGAAGUCAGACUCCAGAAGAGAUCGAGGAAGCAAAACGCAAGUACCGCAAGCAGGUGCUUAAGGAACAACAAGAAGAUGAGGAAUUGAAAAAAAAGACAGAUGCGGUCAUUGAAGAGCUGAAAAAGACAGCAGAAGAGAGAGGACUUCGUCGGUACGCCGAGCGUGAUGAAGAUCGCACUGACGACCAGCAGAUGGAUUUUGAGACACGGCAGCGGGAACUCAGAAACAUGGAUUCAGCAACAAAAGCGCAGCUUUUGAAGCAGAGACAGAAAGAAAAUGAAGAGAGGAACCGCGUGAAGCGAAACAGCGAUGACGUCAUGGCGGAGCUCAAGCAGAAACUCGCGGCCCGCAAGAAGGCAAUGUAG